CACACCCAGAAUUCAGGCAUUUGGAAUAAAUGGUUAUAACAAGAGAUGUCAUAGAAUGUAUGAAAUCAUAGCUAGAAUUGCCUCUGACACAUCAUAUUGUCUGUACUAACUAUGCCAUCAGCUACAUGAGAAUAAUAUAAAUAGUAGAAAAUUGAAUUACCUGAAUAAUGAGCCAUUUCUCCUGAAUCCCAGCCACUUUUAAUUCAUUGUGCCAUGUUCAGCAGCAAGGAUCCAGGAACAGAGUUGGCAAAGAACUGGAUCAUAGUUUUGCCAAAAGACAGGCAAGCGAGAGAGGUAAAAGAGUUGUGGGAGCAUGGAGGUUACCAGAGACAAAAUUUUCUCUAUUCCUUGGUGUGUUUCUGUGCAAGCACUAGUCCGUGUGCAUGGUGGAUGCUCAAUUAUUAACAGGUUGGGUGAGAAAUUGGCAGUCCUAUUGAAGGCAGCAGCAGAGCCUGCCAGGGGCCGGGCCAGCGUCAGGGAUCACUAAAUGCAGAAGGAGUGCUCAGCCUAACGAAAGACUAGAUCAACCGUAAAGACAAGUCAGCUAACAAAACAGAUGGAAAUCCUGUAUGAAUGUGGAAGCCAUUAGCAGAGUAAUUGCUGUCUGUUACCAUGACAACCAGCCGCUGCAGUCACCUGCCCGAAGUGCUGCCAGACUGCACCAGCUCGGCUGUGCCCGUGGUGAAGACUGUGGAGGACUGUGGCAGCCUAGUGAAUGGGCAGCCACAGUAUGUCAUGCAAGUUUCGGCCAAGGACGGGCAGCUGCUCUCAACAGUAGUGCGGACUCUUGCCACCCAGAGCCCCUUCAAUGACCGGCCGAUGUGCAGGAUCUGCCACGAGGGCAGCAGCCAAGAGGACUUGCUCUCUCCGUGUGAAUGUACGGGGACGUUGGGGACAAUCCACCGGAGCUGCCUGGAGCACUGGCUGUCGUCCUCAAACACCAGCUACUGUGAACUCUGCCACUUCAGGUUUGCAGUCGAGCGCAAACCCAGGCCAUUAGUGGAGUGGCUCCGAAACCCAGGCCCUCAGCAUGAGAAGCGGACUCUGUUCGGAGACAUGGUGUGCUUCUUGUUCAUCACACCACUGGCCACCAUCUCGGGCUGGCUGUGCCUGCGGGGCGCCGUGGACCACCUGCACUUUAGCAGUCGGCUCGAAGCCUUCGGACUGAUUGCACUCACUGUGGCACUCUUCACGAUUUACCUCUUUUGGACACUAGUGUCAUUUAGGUACCACUGUCGAUUGUACAACGAAUGGCGUCGGACCAAUCAAAGGGUGAUUCUUCUCAUUCCAAAGUCUGUAAAUGUACCUUCCAACCAGCAGUCUUUGCUGGGCCUCCAUUCUGUCAAGAGGAACUCAAAAGAGACCAUUGUCUGACAUUUGAGUGGUCGGCUGGAUGAUUCAUUGUUUGGGUUUAGAAGUUUCUGCGCUGGGGCCAUGCACAGAGCCACCCUGAACCCUUCCUGAAGCCUGUGGGUCUGAGAACAUCCAGAGCCAUGUUAGCACAUCGCCCCGAGCAACGACUCCGCGGGAGAAAGCGGAUGCUGUUUCACUUCAAAUCAUGGAUGCUGCACUCAUGAUACUUGCUAAGCUGCCAAACACGUUUAUUUAGCAGAUACUGUAUGGAAUCUUCCCAACACCUCUUUAACACA
Molecule: messenger RNA, 1649 nt
Organism: Molossus molossus (Pallas's mastiff bat)
Lineage: Eukaryota; Metazoa; Chordata; Mammalia; Chiroptera; Molossidae
Gene: MARCHF3
Product: membrane associated ring-CH-type finger 3
Exons: 8
Coding region: 613-1374 (253 amino acids)
Biological process (GO): protein ubiquitination
Molecular function (GO): zinc ion binding; ubiquitin-protein transferase activity
Source: RefSeq, a predicted model, not a curated record